GUGGACAGUUUGUAAGGGCAAACAGCAGUAAAAUAAAAAAAAGGAAUAUUGGAUAUAUUGCACAAUCUUCAGAACACAGAACUCACAGUAUCCCUCUACGAAAUCAAUUUUGUCAAAAGUAAGAAAUUAAGAAAGAACAUACUUAAAACUUUUGGUGGUAGUAUUUAGGUGGAGAAUGGGUUCCAAUGCUUUAAAUUUUGAAAUAAAAUUAAAGCGUGAAAAUAAAAUCUACUAUGAAAAUGAUGUCUUAGUGGGAUGUGUGCACUUCUCCUGCCCCUCGGAAGCCAAACAUGAUGGCAUUAGCUUAUCUCUAGAGGGGAUUGUGAAUCUACAACUCAGCAAUAGCAAGUCUGUGGGUCUUCUGGAUGCUUUCUAUAAUUCUCUCAAACCCAUACAACUUCUCAAUUCCACUAUCGAUUUAUCGGCACCCGGCAAACUUAAUGCCGGAAAUACAGAAUUCCAUUUUGAAUUUCCCCUUAAGUGCAAUAAAGAACCGAAAGUUCUUUACGAAACCUAUCAUGGGCUGUUCAUCAACAUUAACUACCAAUUGAGAUGUGAUGUGAAACGUAGUUUCUUGGCCAAAUCUUUGCAAAAAACCCAACAAUUUUGCAUACAAUACAAGCCGCCUUCAGGAGCUGAAGCUAUUGUCGCACCUGCCAAAGAAGCCAAUUUUAGCAUAAGUCCCGAAAGCAUACAAAAAAAUUCCAAAGAACGCAUAACAAUGCCACGGUUUUUGAUAACCGGUAAAUUGGAAAAGACCGAAUUUUGCAUUACCCAGCCCUUGAGGGGUAGUUUAACCAUUCAACACACUGAAGUGGCCAUUAAGUCCAUAGAACUGCAAUUGUUGCGUGUGGAAACAUGUGGCUGCAAGGAGGGCUACGCCAAGGAUUCCACUGAAAUACAGACAAUACAAAUUGUGGAUGGCAAUAUAUGUCCAAGAUUGGAAAUACCCAUUUAUAUGGUAUUGCCACGUUUGUUUUCCUGUCCCACACUUAUCACAAAGAAUUUUAAAAUCGAAUUUGAAGUGAAUCUGGUGAUAGUUUUCAAAGAUGACUACAUUAUCAGCGAGAAUUUCCCCAUAGUUUUAAAACGUUUGAAUGGGCCUCUGGGAUCAAAGAGUUCAACGCGUGGAAUUUAAUUAGUUGCUUACAGGACAGAUAUAAGAAUCAAGAAUAGAAUAUUAAGAAACGCAUACUAUUCUCCAUAUAAGAGGGGAAAAUAAUAAAUAUAUAAAAGCUGGAAAAGGUAAAA
This is a messenger RNA of Stomoxys calcitrans (stable fly), 1251 nucleotides long. Its product is annotated as vacuolar protein sorting-associated protein 26C. The transcript has 4 exons. NCBI's taxonomy places the organism in Eukaryota, Metazoa, Arthropoda, Insecta, Diptera, Muscidae. The coding region runs from base 176 to 1138 and encodes 320 amino acids. Gene Ontology annotation, biological process: intracellular protein transport. The record is from RefSeq and is a predicted model, not a curated record. Gene Ontology annotation, cellular component: endosome.